Molecule: messenger RNA, 2397 nt
Organism: Leucoraja erinaceus (little skate)
Lineage: Eukaryota; Metazoa; Chordata; Chondrichthyes; Rajiformes; Rajidae
Gene: pnp4a
Product: purine nucleoside phosphorylase 4a
Exons: 6
Coding region: 1-966 (321 amino acids)
Biological process (GO): nucleoside metabolic process
Cellular component (GO): cytoplasm
Molecular function (GO): purine-nucleoside phosphorylase activity
Source: RefSeq, a predicted model, not a curated record
AUGGCCGUGGUUCACCAGGAGCUUCUGCUUCCCACGUGGCUGGCCAGGGCCUACCCCACGGUUAUCAGACUUAAUAACUGUGUGGAUUGUUUCAGUUACGAGACAUAUCUGGAGACAACAGAAUGGUUGUUGGCAAGGACCAAACAUCGACCAAAGGUUGCAAUAAUCUGUGGCUCGGGAUUAGGAGCUCUUGCUGAGACACUCACCGAUCAGGAGACCUUCAAGUACACAGAUAUUCCCAACUUCCCGAAAAGCACAGCGCAAGGACAUGCUGGUCAACUAGUCUUUGGAGAACUGAAGGGGAAGACAUGCGUAUGUAUGCAGGGACGUUUCCACAUGUUCGAAGGUUACACGCUCACAAAGGUAACUUUCCCUGUCCGGGUUUUCCGACUGCUGGGGGUUAAAGUCCUGAUUGUGACUAAUGCGGCCGGAUCGAUUGCGGAUGAUUACAACACAGGAGACAUCAUGAUCAUCAAGGAUCACGUUAAUCUGCCGGGGAUGGCAGGGCAGCAUCCUCUCCGGGGACCCAAUGAUGAAAAGUUUGGUUGCCGCUUCCCCUGCAUGUCUGAUGUAUACGACAGGGCACUGGGCAAGUUGGCUCUGGAUAUAAGCACUGAGCUGGACUGCGCUAAUUUAGUGCAUCAUGGGGUAUACUGCAUGGUUGGCGGCCCCAGCUUCGAGACAAUAGCUGAAGCACGUUUUCUUCACAAGUUCGGAGUUGAUGUUGUGGGAAUGAGCACUGUUCCUGAAGUCACUGUGGCAAGACACUGCGGCCUGCGAGUGUUCGGCCUCUCGCUGAUCACCAACAAAGUGACGAAAGAGUAUAACAGCACUGAAGCAGUGGACCACAACGCUGUUCUGAGUAUCGGCAAAAUGAGGGCUGAAAUGGUGCAACGCCUGAUAAUGGAGCUUGUGGGUCGCAUGGAGGUGACAUCCAUGGGUGUGCAAGACAUCCCAGGAGAAUAAAUAUAGUAAAACUCCUAUGCUACACCAUCAGGUUUUUGAGAAAUCCUGGGUCUCACAAAGCCUGCUGAAUCACCCAGUUGCCAACCAAUUUAACUCCCCUUCUCCCACAUUGCUUAUUUCCUCUUUUUUUUCUCUUUUCCCUGAACACCUUCGCUCAGUUUUCCAGGGCCUACUCGAUCACCCAGUUGCUAAACACUAACUCCCCCUCCCUUUCCGAUACUGACCUUUCUGUCCUGUGCCUCUUCCAUUACCAGAGUGAGGCCACACACAAACUGGAGAAACCAGCAUCUCAUAUUCCGCGUGGGUAACUUACAACCAAACGGUAUGAACAUUGGCGAUCGACACAAAGUGUGGAAGUAACUCAGCGAGUCAGGCAGCAUCCCUGGAGAAAAAGGAUGGGUGAUGAUUUGAGUCGGGACCCUUCUUCAGACAUUGAAUUCUCCAAUCUAGGUAACUCGUGCCCCAUUUUAUGUGUCUGCUUCUCUCCCACUAUAAUCAGUCUGAAGAGAGUUCUGACCCGAAAUAUUGCCUAUCCAGGAACUCCAGAGAAACUGCCUGACCCACUGAGUUACAUCAGCAUUUUGUGUUCGACAUGUGAUUCCAGUAUCUGCAGUUCCUUCUGACUGGGAUCCCAGUUCCCAUUCUGGCUUCAAAUUGACCAGGAAUCAAUUUCCUGCAGUCCCCUUAAAAUUAUCAGGUUCAUUAGGAAAUUAUAAUACAAUGUGACUAGAUAUAAAAUAAUAAUUCGAGUCAUACAGUGUGGAAACAGGCCCUUUGGCCCAACUUGCCCACAUCCACCAACAUGCCCCAUCUACACUGGUCCCACCUACUACAUGGGCCCAUAUCCCUCUAAACCUGUCCUAUCCACGCACUGUUCCAAAUGUUUCUUAAAUGGUGCGAUACUACCUGUCUCAACGACAUCCUCUGGCAGCUCGUUUCAUACACACACCACCACCCUGUGUGAAAAAAUUACCCCUAUUAAAUCUUUCCCCCCGACCUUAAACCUAUGUCCUCCGAUUCUCGAUUCCCCUACUCUGGGCAAGAGACUUGUGCUUCCAUCCGAUCUAUUCCUCUCAUGAUUCCGUACACCUCUAUGAGAUCAACCCACAUCCUCCAGCACUCCAAGAACAGAGUACUAGCCUGCUCAACCUCUCUCAAUAGCUCAGGCCCUAGAGUACUGGCAACAUCAUAAAUGAUUAAAAAUUGUAAGUGAUUAGUUUGAACAACAUCCAAUAGUCCAGAAAAUCUGCACUCCACCAUCACUAAAGUCCCAAGUGUAGUGGAUUAUCUGAAUUUUACUUGCGCUGUCGUUUUUGCAAUACAAUAUAUUUACAUGUAACUGGAACGUAGUUUUAGAUUGUUUCACUCUGGUGGCUGUUUGCACAGCUCUUUAAAAGUGUAAUUGAAAUUAAAAAAAAUAUUUUAAACCAA